AUUGAUGAAAAUUGGGUUACCCUGAGGACUCUUGCUUAACUGAAAUCACAAAUGGAGCAGACAGAAAAAUCAAAAGUAUAUGCUGAGAACGGACUCUUAGAAAAGAUAAAGCUUUGCCUUUCAAAGAAACCACUGCCAUCUCCCACUGAGCGAAAGAAGUUUGACCAUGACUUUGCCAUCUCCACUUCCUUUCAUGGGAUACACAAUAUUGUUCAGAACCGGAGCAAAAUUCGCAGGGUGCUCUGGUUGGUGGUGGUUCUGGGCUCAGUCUCACUUGUGACAUGGCAGAUCUACAUUCGCUUGCUCAACUACUUCACAUGGCCAACCACAACGUCCAUUGAGGUUCAAUAUGUGGAAAAGAUGGAGUUCCCAGCUGUGACAUUUUGUAAUUUGAACAGGUUCCAAACAGAUGCUGUAGCCAAAUUUGGUGUUAUUUUUUUCUUAUGGCACAUUGUAUCCAAAGUCCUCCAUCUUCAAAAAAUUACUGCCAAUUCCACUGGCUCUAGAGAGGCUACUGAUUUUGCUGCAAGUCACCAAAACUUCAGCAUUGCGGAAUUUAUCAGGAACAAAGGUUUUUAUCUCAACAAUAGCACUUUGUUGGCCUGUGAGUUUUUUGGAAAGCCAUGUAGCCCAAAGGAUUUUGCACAUGUCUUCACUGAAUAUGGAAAUUGUUUUACUUUUAAUCAUGGUGAAACUCUCCAAGCAAAGAGAAAAGUGAGUGUCUCUGGAAGAGGUUUGAACUUGCUCUUCAAUGUGAAUCAGGAGGCAUUCACUGAUAACCCAGCCCUUGGUUUCGUUGAUGCUGGGAUCAUCUUUGUUAUCCAUUCACCAAAGAAGGUGCCACAGUUUGAUGGGUUAGGCUUGUUGUCACCUGUGGGAAUGCACGCAAGGGUAACCAUCCGCCAAGUGAAGACAGUUCAUCAAGAAUACCCUUGGGGAGAAUGCAAUCCUAACAUCAAGCUGCAGAAUUUUAGCAGCUACAGCACUUCCGGUUGCUUGAAGGAAUGCAAAGCCCAGCACAUAAAAAAGCAAUGUGGAUGUGUGCCUUUUCUUCUUCCUGGAUAUGGGAUAGAAUGUGACCUACAAAAGUACUUCAGCUGUGUUUCUCCUGUACUUGACCACAUUGAAUUUAAGGAUUUAUGUACAGUAGGAACACAUAACUCUAGCUGCCCCGUUUCUUGUGAAGAAAUAGAAUACCCGGCCACUAUUUCUUAUUCCUCUUUUCCAAGUCAAAAAGCUUUGAAAUAUCUUUCCAAGAAGUUGAAUCAAAGCCGGAAAUACAUCAGGGAGAAUCUUGUAAAAAUUGAAAUUAACUAUAGUGACCUAAACUAUAAGAUAACCCAGCAGCAAAAGGCAGUGAGUGUGUCUGAGUUACUUGCAGAUCUUGGUGGUCAGCUGGGUCUAUUUUGUGGGGCCAGUCUGAUCACGAUCAUAGAAAUUAUUGAAUAUCUAUUCACCAAUUUCUACUGGAUAUGCAUUUUCUUUUUGCUGAAGAUAUCUGAAAUGACCCAGUGGACUCCUCCACCUCAGAAUCAUCUGGGAAAUAAAAAUAGGAUAGAGGAGUGUUAAUGGUCACUUAGAAUAAAAUAGUUUCCUUUUCUUUUCAUGAUACCUUCAGAUUUAUCAUGACUAAUUCAUUGUUACGUCACUUUGCUAUAGUUUUGAGAGUUCGAUAAAAGCCAUUAAAGAUAUGUAUCUCUU
This is a messenger RNA of Pan troglodytes (chimpanzee), 1701 nucleotides long. It is a transcript of the gene ASIC5, whose product is annotated as acid sensing ion channel subunit family member 5. The record is from RefSeq and is a predicted model, not a curated record. Gene Ontology annotation, biological process: sodium ion transmembrane transport. The coding region runs from base 52 to 1569 and encodes 505 amino acids. NCBI's taxonomy places the organism in Eukaryota, Metazoa, Chordata, Mammalia, Primates, Hominidae. The transcript has 10 exons. Gene Ontology annotation, molecular function: ligand-gated sodium channel activity. Gene Ontology annotation, cellular component: plasma membrane.